UAAAGUUAUAUUCUCUUACAUCCUCGUUCAAAGGCGUUACUGUUAUUAUUGUCUAGACACAGAAGAGGUAUUAUUAGCUUGCGGUGGCUUCCGCGUAAUUCUUCAAGGACUCAAUGAUUUGUGACCUCUUCCAAUAACCGUUAGUCACUUAAUACUUUCGGUGUGACCCUUUUCGGUUCCAUUGUUACUUUGAAAAUCCAAUCGAAAUCGUAGCCAGCAGGUGAUCGAUUGACCUUACCUUUUACCUGUUUCUAGUCAUUGUCUUCGCCUCUGAGGUGAAGAUUAGUAACAAUUCUAAGUUAGGCUAAGACUAAUCUCUCUCGGCUAAUGCACCUUCAUCCAGGCGAUAAUGCGUGAGCGUGACAAAAAAUAGAGAAUCUUCAGCCCGUGCUUGCUAUUGUUUCUAAACAUUAUCUCAACGCUAAGAUGAGUUGUAUACAAACAUGCGCAUGUACCAUAAUCCUAAGAAAUAUUGUCUGCAGUGAGAUUAACGGAUUGCACCGAUUGGUCUUCUCUUAUUGACUGUUUAUUUAGCAAGAGGAGGACGCUAGAAAAUAUUUAUACUCUAUAGUGAGAUACACUUAGAUAACUAUGCGCUAAAUUUUCUUUUUAUAGACUAUGAUAAAUAUACGUGUAUAUCAUAUUGAGCGAUAAAAUAACGCAUAUUAUACUAUACUAUAAGGAAAGUUUUUCCAGAGUCUGAAAUACUUAUCUCUACGCUUGUAAAUCAAAGAAGUAUGACUGACGCUCUUACAGAAGCAUAAAGCUGAAAAAUUGCAUGGGAAAGUUCUCAGUUUCCUUCUAGUCGAGCUUACGAAUGGCACUCCUGCUGUUUUUAAAGGAGCGCAUCUGACAAAACUUAUCAAACUGAUUGGAAAACAGUCUUAAGAAUGGAGGCAAACGUAACGGUGCAACAUCUUAGAAAUUUAUCAUUCGGAUGGUCGGAUUACGUUCUUUUCGGUCUACUUUUGGGCGUCAGUCUUAUGAUUGGUAUUUAUUUUGGAUUCUGCAGUAAAAAGCAAGACAAUACCACCGAAUACUUACUUGGUGGUAAAACGAUGUCCUUCUUUCCCGUCGCCAUGAGUCUCAUUGCAAGUCACAUCUCUGGAAUAUCCUUGCUGGGCGUCCCUGUGGAAGUUUAUCAACAUGGAACGCAAUACUCUGUCUGUAUUAUAACAUCAAUAACUACCUGCAUCGUAGUGGGCUACUUUUGUCUUCCAGUAUUCUACAAGCUACAAUUGACAAGCACCUUUGAAUAUUUAGAAUUGAGAUUUGCCAGACCCGUUAGAGUGCUUGCGUCUACAUUAUAUUCUAUUGCUUUAAUUACGUAUAUCCCACUGGUAGUCUAUGUACCAGCUUUGGCAUUUGCGCAAGCUACCACUUUUGAUAUUCACGUAGUGACGCCAGUCAUAUGUAUCGUUUGUAUUUUUUAUACGACGGUGGGUGGUCUCAAAGCCGUUGUAUGGACUGAUACCAUACAACUGAUUGUGACCAUUGGAGGACUGAUUGCAGUUUUGAUAUUGGGUAUUACUGCUGUUGGUGGUUUUGAAAAAACUUGGCAAGCUGCAGACGAGGGUGGAAGAUUGAUAUUUUUUAACAUGGACCCCAGUCCCUUCACUAGGAAUACUUUUUGGUGUAUGUCUAUAGGCGCGUUGGCAAGCUGGGUUUCAGAAUAUGGCGUGAGUCAAGGGAGCAUUCAGAGAUUUCUUGCAGUCCCUUCGAUUGGAGAUGCUAGAAAAGCACUGGUGAUAAUGGCUGUGGGAAAUAUUUUAAUUAAAAUGAUAUCCAUGUCCACUGGACUUAUCAUGUACUCCAAAUAUAAGGAUUGUGACCCUAUUACUUCCAAAAUGAUUUCAAGAUCCGACCAAAUUCUACCUUACUACGUGAUUGACGUGGCUGGUAAGAUACCAGGACUUCCAGGAUUGUUCCUGGCAGGAUUGGUGAGCGCCGGAUUGUCCACUAUGAGUGCUAGUCUUAAUACUGUUACUGGAACGAUUUACGAGGAUUUUAUUGAUCCUUGGAUGCCAGAGAGUAAUGAUAAGGAAGCUCGGGCAGCUACUAUUAUGAAAAUAACGGUUGUAAUUUUGGGUAUCCUGUGCAUGACAAUGGUCUUCGUUGUUACCCAACUGGGUGAUAUUUUUCAAGUAUCCCACAGUCUUGGUGGAAUAACAGCGGGACCACUUUUGGGACUGUUCCUUCUGGGACUAUCGGUUCCGUGGUGUACGACAAAGGGUGCUGUUGUUGGUGGUAUUACUUCCUUGUCACUGAUGACUUGGAUUAUCGUAGGUGCUCAGUGGAAUAUGUUUAAAGGAAAGUUUUCAUAUAAAACACUACCACUGUCUACUGAAGGCUGUGAUCAAUCGUUACUAGUCAAUUCUACUGUUAUGGCAUCUUCGUAUCAUCCGGAGGAAGAAGAUGUGUUUCCUUUAUACAGAAUUUCAUUCAUGCAUUAUACAAUACUGGGAGCCUUCAUAACAAUUCUGGUCGGUACACUUGCUAGUUUUGUUCUUGGUCCUCGUGAUCUCAAGGAUGUUGAUCCUGAUCACUUUGCACCUCUCAUUAGAAAGUUUUUACCAAGAAAAAAGUACGCGGAGGUACCGCUAGAUGCAGUAGAGAAAAAUAAAAUUACAGAAAAGGAUGAUAUUAAAGAUCAUCAAUGACGAAGUGAAUAUUGAAUAUAGCGGGAUAUAGAAAUCUGAGGGUCCAGUGAGUUGGCUAGUGGGAUUUUUUUCACUGACCACCCAACUGAAUGCUCUGUCAAAGGCUGAAAGCAGCCAUUAGGGGCUGAUGAGGGUGUCAAAUUGACUAGAUUAUAUAUCCGUUUCCCGAUCUCGAAAGCAAACAAACCCUUAAACACCUGGAAGACUGGUCGAUCCCUAUCAGCAGCCUUGACAUUUUCGCCGAAUCACUUCCUGGCGAUAAUUCUAAGACUAUGGACCUGAAAAUCUCAUGAGAUAAAAUUAAGACAAAUUUAACAUUACUUGAGAACAAAUUUCUGGGAUUCACUAAAAAUAUACACAAAUAAAAUUAUUUAAUGUGUUUUUUUAGCAAUAGCGAUUACUGGUUUUUAUGAAUAUAUUCUCUUUAGCCGCA
Molecule: messenger RNA, 3093 nt
Organism: Cephus cinctus (wheat stem sawfly)
Lineage: Eukaryota; Metazoa; Arthropoda; Insecta; Hymenoptera; Cephidae
Product: sodium-coupled monocarboxylate transporter 2
Exons: 8
Coding region: 891-2660 (589 amino acids)
Biological process (GO): sodium ion transport; transmembrane transport
Cellular component (GO): membrane
Molecular function (GO): symporter activity
Source: RefSeq, a predicted model, not a curated record